Molecule: messenger RNA, 1067 nt
Organism: Calidris pugnax (ruff)
Lineage: Eukaryota; Metazoa; Chordata; Aves; Charadriiformes; Scolopacidae
Gene: SNCA
Product: synuclein alpha
Exons: 5
Coding region: 26-457 (143 amino acids)
Biological process (GO): chemical synaptic transmission; synaptic vesicle endocytosis; regulation of dopamine secretion
Cellular component (GO): neuronal cell body; axon terminus; cytoplasm
Molecular function (GO): cuprous ion binding
Source: RefSeq, a predicted model, not a curated record
GGCUGUGUGAAGAAAUUCUUCAGCCAUGGACGUGUUCAUGAAAGGACUUUCCAAGGCAAAGGAGGGAGUUGUAGCAGCAGCAGAAAAAACCAAGCAGGGUGUGGCAGAGGCGGCAGGAAAGACGAAAGAGGGUGUCCUCUAUGUGGGUUCCAGGACCAAGGAAGGAGUUGUUCAUGGUGUCACAACAGUGGCCGAGAAGACCAAAGAGCAAGUGUCUAAUGUUGGAGGAGCUGUGGUGACAGGAGUGACGGCGGUGGCCCAGAAGACAGUGGAAGGAGCAGGGAACAUUGCUGCAGCCACAGGCUUGGUGAAGAAGGAUCAGUUGGCCAAACAGAAUGAAGAAGGCUUCCUGCAGGAGGGAAUGGUGAAUAAUACAGAUGUUCCUGUGGAUCCUGAGAAUGAGGCUUACGAAAUGCCUCCAGAGGAAGAGUAUCAAGACUAUGAACCUGAAGCAUGAGAGUCCUUUCCUUCCUUUCUAUCUCCUGAAAUCUACUAACUACUAAAGACGUCCCAUCCUGUACAAGUGCUGAGUUCCAAUGUGCCCAGUCGUAAAAUUUUUUUACAGUUUUUACGGUGUAUUUUGAAGUCUUCCAUCAGCAAUGAUUGGAGUAUCUGUGACUGCAUCCACCUUGUUUCAGCAUUUCCCUCCUGCUGAAAGGAAAGCUGGUUGGCAGGAUCAUUGUUGUGCUGUGGAUAUUGUGGCUUCAAGUUUAAAAGUUAAAAAAAGAAAAUAUUAAAUAAAAACACCUAAGUGUCUACUGCUUAUUUCUAACUCUGUACAUGUUUUGUUGAUAGGCUGUCAGUAAUUUGAUAUUGUUUAUGAUACAAUUUUUAUUUGUUUCCUAUGACUAUUCUUUCUGUGCAGAGAUGACUUAUUGUGAGAGCUUUAUAUAUAUGUGUAUGUAUUAUACAUAUAAAAAAGUAAUUGAGCAUGAACUAUGCACCUAUAAAUAUUAGCUGUUGAAAAUUUAUUGUUUUGUGAUGUGUUUUAUUAACUUGUGUCUGUAAAUAAUGGUGUUCAACUGAAGCGAAUAAAAUAUAACCCAUUAAAAUGAACUUCUAAAUUA